Messenger RNA from Dreissena polymorpha, 1350 nucleotides. RefSeq lists its product as uncharacterized. The coding region runs from base 1 to 843 and encodes 280 amino acids. The record is from RefSeq and is a predicted model, not a curated record. The transcript is spliced from 3 exons. NCBI's taxonomy places the organism in Eukaryota, Metazoa, Mollusca, Bivalvia, Myida, Dreissenidae.
AUGCCUUCCUGUAAUAGUCAGCAAUUCACUGUAGGACACCCACCUGAUAGUGAUAUAAAUGCCCGGGAUUCACUGUUUGUGAUAGACCCACCUGAUAGUGAUAUCAAUGCCCGGGAUUCACUGUUUGUGAUAGACCCACCUGAUAGUGAUAUAAAUGCCCGGGAUUCACUGUUUGUGAUAGACCCACCUGAUAGUGAUAUAAAUGCCCGGGAUUCACUGUUUGUGAUAGACCCACCUGAUAGUGAUAUAAAUGCCCGGGAUUCACUGUUUGUGAUAGACCCACCUGAUAGUGAUAUAAAUGCCCGGGAUUCACUGUUUGUGAUAGACCCACCUGAUAGUGAUAUAAAUGCCCGGGAUUCACUGUUUGUGAUAGACCCACCUGAUAGUGAUAUAAAUGCCCGGGAUUCACUGUUUGUGAUAGACCCACCUGAUAGUGAUAUAAAUGCCCGGGAUUCACUGUUUGUGAUAGACCCACCUGAUAGUGAUAUAAAUGCCCGGGAUUCACUGUUUGUGAUAGACCCACCUGAUAGUGAUAUAAAUGCCCGGGAUUCACUGUUUGUGAUAGACCCACCUGAUAGUGAUAUAAAUGCCCGGGAUUCACUGUUUGUGAUAGACCCACCUGAUAGUGAUAUAAAUGCCCGGGAUUCACUGUUUGUGAUAGACCCACCUGAUAGUGAUAUAAAUGCCCGGGAUUCACUGUUUGUGAUAGACCCACCUGAUAGUGAUAUAAAUGCCCGGGAUUCACUGUUUGUGAUAGACCCACCUGAUUUAGCAUUUGUAACAAAAAUAGCCUAUGACUACUUAAAAAAGACUAUUUAUUUUAAUCUGUCCAUACAUCUUUAGUGCAUUUUUGUUUCCUGAGUUGCUUGCGGUAACCGAGCUUAUUGAGUAAUGAACUUUUUUUUUCAUGAAAAAAGAUCAUGUCAAGUAUUACAUAAGUUUAAUACUUAAUUGCGUUUUUUUUUGUUAUUCAGACAGCUGUUGUUGCGUGUUGAUAUGAACAAAAUCGACAAAUAAUGGAGUGUGAAGUGUCCAAUGUUGCAUAGAGUAAAAUAACAUUACAAUUGCAAUCAUAUUACGGCGUUAAAGUUGUCGCAAUUAUAUCUGUCAAGGUGUAGUUAUCGAUUCACUGAAUUGUGAUAUGCAUUUACAACAAUUUCGAUCAAGAUACAUUACUUAUAAUAAUCUUGGCUUGCGUAAACGGUAUUUAAACGAGUGUGCAUGCAUUUCAUUAAGAAAUAAACCGAUCUGUCCUAUGUAUUUGGUGUUAAGCCGUAAAAAUAUACGAGCGAAAACAAAAUCGAUUGGCUUAAAAUGUUUAAUAAUCUCUGCUAAUCUCUAAUAAAAUAC